AUGAGUGCAGAGAUCCCGCUGUCUACAUUCGAUCCUCCAGGCAAGGCAAAAAAGCGUCAACAGACAUCCACAUCGGCUUCGGUGUCUGCAGACCUAUCGUCGAAUUCGAUAGCAGUCGUGUCCUCGGUCGCAUCGUCAACUUCCUCAGCUUCAACGAGUGCAGCAACACCAACCAUAAUCGAUUUCCCGACCCCCGAUGGACCGCCGCUUUUGCAAAUCGGGAGUUACAAUUGCACAUCUCUGAUGACGCUAGACUUACUUACCGGCAUACUAGAGAAGUUCCUCGAAACAACAGCUACUACAACUAGUGCAGCGAUAACUAUGUUCACUUUCAACGUACAUGCUGCUUCAUCUAUCACAGAUCCAGACGCUCCAGCUCCAAACCUGUCUCCGAAUCAACUUCCUCAGUCUGGGCAAUUGCUCAGCGAUGUGUUGCAGGGUAAUCUUUCUGAUGACACAUUCACUCCGUCUACUUUGGCCGACCAACGUGCGAACUUGAAUAGCUCGUGGUAUAACGUCGAUUGGAAUAAUCGUCCACUCAUGGGUUACUACGAGAACUCCAAGAAUGCUGACGGACACUUGUUCACGGAAAGUGGGUGGCCAAACGAAGCUUACAUGGAGUUCAAGCAGCUAUAUCGACUUAUCACUAGUUAUGGCACUGUUGCCCCGCAGAUGUCGGAUUAUAACAUAGGACCAGAUCUCGACUACGUCUUCCCUCCUGGAACCAUUGUCGAUGAAAAGACACUAUCAGUUGGCACGGAUGGACGUGUGACUUCCGGUUGCUUGCUUUCUUCUUCCGACAACAUCGUUACUUCGACAACGAACUCAUCUUGGGCCCUUGCCGAAGUCCCAUCACUCGAUAUCAGCGCAAACCCAGACUUCUCCUCGAUUAUACCCUCGGUCACUAACUUUACCGCCUGUGGUAUAACCCCCUUCCUCAAUCAAACCCUCGGAGACACCACUGCGGACAAGAAUCCCUUACCUUAUGCCGCAUAUGUACAGUCUACAUUAUGGUCGUUCGCGCCUGGUCAACCCCUCAAUUCCUCUGAAGAGGGGGACGACACUAAUGACAACCGCUGCGUCGUCAUGAUGAUGAAACCACCCUAUGCAGGGCGCUGGCGCGUAGAAGACUGCAACCAACACCAUCGUGUCGCCUGCCACGAUCCCCGACAACCUUACGACUGGCGUAUCUCCGACGAUUCAACUUACUAUCGCAACGCCGAAUACUAUUGCAAAGACCCAUACCAAUUUAAUGUCCCACACACCGCGCUAGAAAACUCGCACCUGUUUUCUGCUUUUCAGGCCGCCGCUCCUAAUGAUGACGCGCUUUACAUCAACUUGAAUGCUUUAAGUGUGCCAGACUGCUGGGUCAUUGGACUCAAUGGAACGUGUCCGUACCUUCCUACGACAGACACGAAUCGUACGCGCAUCGUUGUAGUGCCAACUGUAGCGGCUGUGAUUAUCUUUCUUUUGGCUGCGUUAACCUUCUUUGUCAAAUGCGCUGCAAAUCGGAGGGAGAACAAGAGAGGACGGAAGAGAAGACUGGUUGAUGGCUGGGAGUAUGAAGGCGUUCCUAGUUAA
Molecule: messenger RNA, 1581 nt
Organism: Alternaria arborescens
Lineage: Eukaryota; Fungi; Ascomycota; Dothideomycetes; Pleosporales; Pleosporaceae
Exons: 1
Coding region: 1-1581 (526 amino acids)
Source: RefSeq, a predicted model, not a curated record